Glycine soja is the source of this 711-nucleotide messenger RNA. RefSeq names its product protein SRC1-like. Bases 78 to 419 code for a protein of 113 amino acids. The transcript has 2 exons. Gene Ontology annotation, molecular function: metal ion binding. Lineage: Eukaryota; Viridiplantae; Streptophyta; Magnoliopsida; Fabales; Fabaceae. The record is from RefSeq and is a predicted model, not a curated record.
UCCCAAGGGGUCAGAUCAUACCAAAAACAAAACACAAGCCAAGUGAAAGUGAGAAAAAAUAAAAAUCAAAGAGCAUAAUGUCAGGGAUCAUUCACAAGAUUGGGGAGACCCUUCAUGUGGGAGGGCACAAGAAGGAGGAGGAGCAUAAGGGUGAGCACCAUGCUGGAGAAUACAAAGGGGAGCACCAUGGUGAACACAGUAGUGAGUACAAAGGAGAGCAUCAUGGUGAACACAAAGCUGGAGAGUACCAUGGUGAGCACAAGCCAGAGCACAAAGAGGGGUUCCUAGACAAAGUCAAGGACAAGAUCCAUGGUGAGGGCGGCGCCGCCGAGGGCGAGAAGAAGAAGAAGGAGAAGAAGAAGAAGGAGCAUGGCCAUGAGCAUGGCCAUGACAGCAGCAGCAGCAGUGACAGUGAUUAAACUGCUGCAUCACCUAUAUAUUUAAAAGGUUUAUGGGACCAUAGUAGCGAGGGCUGUGCCUUAAUUUCUCUCUCUCUCUCUCUCUCUCUCUCUUUUUCCUUUUUCCCUAUCUUGUGAUCUAUUUAUGAGUGAGAAAAACAAAAGUGAGAAAUUGUGCGUGUAUCUGGUUGUUAAUUCGAGUGCUAUUAGUCUGUGGUUUGGUUGGUUUGUAACCCCGCUACUUGGGUUAUGUUUGAUUGUAUAUUAUCCUAGAGAAAUAAAAAUUUUAAAUUAUCAGUACGUAUUGGUAUUA